Carassius gibelio (silver crucian carp) is the source of this 3683-nucleotide messenger RNA. Its product is annotated as cyclic AMP-responsive element-binding protein 3-like protein 3-A. Gene Ontology annotation, molecular function: RNA polymerase II cis-regulatory region sequence-specific DNA binding; DNA-binding transcription factor activity, RNA polymerase II-specific. Gene Ontology annotation, biological process: regulation of transcription by RNA polymerase II. The transcript is spliced from 10 exons. The record is from RefSeq and is a predicted model, not a curated record. NCBI's taxonomy places the organism in Eukaryota, Metazoa, Chordata, Actinopteri, Cypriniformes, Cyprinidae. Gene Ontology annotation, cellular component: nucleus. The coding region runs from base 184 to 1449 and encodes 421 amino acids.
AUCAUAGGCUCAUUAUCUGGAGUUUAUCUGCAGUUUCAACUUUGCCCUAGAACAGAUAACACAUUCAGGAACUCAAAUGUUCAGAGAACAGCACCAUACUGACAUUCUCUGGUUUUCUCUUUGGAUUUUAAUAAUUGUCUUCUGUUUGCUUGUAUUUCUGUUGGUGAUUCGAGUGCCUGGAGCAUGGCACUUCUCUCAGACAAGGGUUACUCUGGGACUGAACUCCUAGACCUGCUCCUCGAGCCCCAUAUGGUCCCUCACAUGGACAGCAAUGGUUACCAUGGCAACCCGGCGUGGCCAAUCACAGAUCAAAGCAUUCUGUGUCAUGGUGAAGGUGUUGUUGAUAACUUCUUGGACUCCCUGUUGCAAGCAUCAGAUGGCGUGUCACAGCCCUGCUCUCCUCUAUGGGUCCCCUCACCCUCUGACAGUGGAAUCAGUGAUGACACCCCGUCUGACCACCUGGACAGCCCGCCGCCGUCCACCAACCCGCUUUUCAACUCCAUCCUCCUCCCUCAGCAUCCUCAUCUUCUCCCUCAACAUCUUCAGCAGCAGGACGCACCUGUCGCAAACACAGAGCCUGAUAUCUCCAUUGAUCUGGAAGAUUGGGAGGCCAGCCUGUUCUCCGACGGUCUGACAGACUCUCAGUGCACGUCAGCAGUGCAGAGAACUCAACCAGCCACCGUUUACCAGCUCACCGUAAAAGACCUGCUGCUUUCCAGCAACGGAGAAGUGUCGAAACCCUCCACCCAGCAAUCCCAGCAAGAACUGAUUCUUAACGAAGAUGAGAAGAAACUUUUAGCCAAGGAAGGAGUCAAUCUUCCCAGCCAACUGCCUCUUAACAAGUACGAAGAAAAGAUGUUGAAGAAGAUUCGGAGGAAAAUCCGAAACAAGCAGUCGGCACAGGAGAGCCGCAAGAAAAAGAAGGACUAUGUAGAUGGACUGGAGGGAAGGAUGGCUGCCUGCAGCGCUCAGAAUCAGGAAUUACAGAGGAAAGUCCUCCAGCUGGAGAAGACCAACACGUCUCUGAUGGAGCAGCUACGCUGGCUGCAGUCUCUCGUGAUGAAUGGCUCCAGUAAACCGGCUCAGACGGGAACCUGCAUCCUGGUGCUGGUCCUCUCUUUCUCUCUCAUUCUCAUCCCGAGCUUCCAGCCCAUCUCACACAGGAGAACCGCUGACCCCGGGGACUUCAGCGCUGGGAAAGUUCAGUCCAGGUCACUGCGCUCAGUGAUGGAGGUCUACAGCAUCCAGCCUGGCUACUCCGUCAACAGAGAUGUGGACGUCCCCUCGUCCCCUCACAGCAAGCUUCGGCUCAGGCCUGAGUACGCCGACAUGGACCCUCUACAUCACAACCACAGCUACAGAGACCACGAGCAUCACCACGGUGACCCCAUCACGGGUCACGCUGCCACACUGAGGUGGAUAGCACAUCAUGAGAAAGACAAUAAGUGAUGUAACAGACUGGCACAUAUUAUACCAGCCAUUCGACCAAGGCAUCACAACUGAUUCCGGCCACAGACAGGAAGUUACUAUCUGACUGGCAUGCAAAGCAUUGUUUGCUUUCCCCUGGCAUUGAUAUUAAAUAAUAGACCAUUUUAGACUGGAAUGGAAAAAUAAAUAAUGCAAAUGAUAAUGCAGCAGCCUACAGCGUGCAAAAACUAACAACAAAAAAACAAAUUACUGUAUAUUUUAGUGUCGGGCAAAGAUUUCAUGCAACUAACCUGGCAAAUCUAGUGACUAUUUCAUUCUCAAGCGUUCAUUCAAAAAACUGUCCACAGACAGGAAGUGACCAUUUGAUUGACACGCAAAUGUUUGGCAUGCAACAAUUUGUCCAGAAAACACACAAACACACACACACAAACACACACACACACACACACACACACACACACACACACAUACACGUCUAUGUUACUAAGAGGGGACUAUCGCUCUACACUGACCAAGAGGGGACCAGUGUUUCUGGUCAUUUUUAAGAAACAAAAACUACAUACAAAAUUUUCAUUUGAGGUCUUUUUUCAUAAUAUAACUGAAAAAAUACAUUUUUAAUUUUUUUAAAAAACAUGCCAAGUGGGGACCUGAGUGACGUCUACCUAUCCAACAGAGGACCUCCAUAGACUGCAAUGCAACUGUGUGUGCAAACAUUAGGGCAAUUUUACCAAGUGUUUCUUUACAAUCUAACUGUAUUUAAAUGCAACUCUAAACUUUGAAACAUUCACACUAUAUCACCAUUGAAGAAAUAUUCUGAUAGAAAUCCAAAAUGUUUAAUAAAUUAGUAUGACGUGCAGAUAUUUUCUGGGCUUGACACCAAUACAAAUGCACUUCUCAAUAUAUGAAUGCAAUCACACAGAUAUAUAUAUAUAUACAUAUAUAUUUGUUUCAGUCAAACCAAAAAAUAUUAAGACAAAACAAACAAGACACUAUAGUUAAUUUGAGGAUAGCAAAAAUAAAGUAAAAUGAAGAGCUCUUUAAGGUAACAAUUGCAUGUCAAUACUUCUGACAGUAAAGAGUGCAUGUGUUAGAUAAAAUGAGUUUGGUCCCCAGUUAGAUGGUGACGUGUGACGCCUGUUAGACUGAAUCACCUCUUCUUACAUCACAGACACUUUAACAUUAUAUGUUAAGUUAAGAAACAAUAUUAUAUGUUAAGUUAAGAAACUACAUUAUAUGUUAAGUUAAGAAACUACAUUAUAUGUAAACUUAAGAAACAAUAUUAUAUGUUAGCUUGCUGCAUUGAAAAAUUUCAGUUGAGUUCGGUAAAAUAUAUUUUAACCAGGCUACUUUAGCUGUUUAACACUGACAUUUUUCAGAGGCUCCAUUUUUAGGGUUUUAUCAGCAUUGCCAUUAUAUUCAGAAAUAAAUAAAUAAAUAAAAGUAAUUUGUUAAAUGUAAAGGCAAACAAACAGAUCACGUCAUGCUUCACCAUCUAACUGGGGACCGGUUUGAUCUUGGAGGCUUUUUUUUUUUUUUAAAGAUAGAUAGAUAGAUAGAUAGAUAGAUAGAUAGAUAGAUAGAUAGAUAGAUAGAUAGAUAGAUAGAUAGUGCUAAUGUUGAUCUGAACACUUAGGUCCCCUGUUAAAUGGUAAACUGCGACAUCUCUUUGGUUGCUUUGACAUUUCUUGAAGAUUUCAUGUUGACUUUGAAAAUAUUCACUUGGCUAAAUUUCUAAGUCAAUGUUACAAUCAACAUAUAUUGUAACAUUAUAUUAUCAUCCUUGCCAUAGCAUUCAGAGAUGGUGAGAAUGUGAAUUAUUGUUAAAUGUAAGGUCAGCCGAUCAGGCGUCACACUUCACCAUCUAACAGGGGACCAGUGUUUUUAUUUUAUUUUUUUAAUGCAACAAUCAAUAUAUAAUUUUGAAAAACUCUGGCAUAUUAUAACCAGAAAUUCUUCAUAAAGUGGACUACCAGUAAAUUUGCUAAAAAUUUGGGACCAAAAAUUAUUCUGACAAUAGACCUGACCAUUUUUUGCUUAAGUGCUAUCUGAUAUUAUCAAGAUGAAUUUGUUCUGACAGUUUAACUCUGAGUUCUUGUCAUCUUUUAUUACCAUUAUCUAAACUAUAGCAAAUAAACUGUGAUAGCGUUUUUAAUGUUCAAGGUGUCUGAAUAAAUGUAGUUUUUAUUGUAUACAUACACAAUAUACGUAUAUGUACUUAUAAUACUGACACAUUGAGAAGUGUUUUUAUAGUUAGU